This is a messenger RNA of Cercocebus atys (sooty mangabey), 3600 nucleotides long. It is a transcript of the gene HSPA6, whose product is annotated as heat shock 70kDa protein 6 (HSP70B'). Gene Ontology annotation, molecular function: ATP hydrolysis activity; misfolded protein binding; heat shock protein binding. Gene Ontology annotation, biological process: cellular response to unfolded protein; protein refolding. Gene Ontology annotation, cellular component: blood microparticle; cytoplasm; vesicle. Lineage: Eukaryota; Metazoa; Chordata; Mammalia; Primates; Cercopithecidae. The record is from RefSeq and is a predicted model, not a curated record.
CCAGCCAUUACAGUUGCCACCCUUGUUACUAUAGUGGUAUGUCUGCCUGUCAUGCAUGAGAGAGGGGUUCGAUUCCCGGAUGGGGAGGUCACGGAAAAUUGUGUGAGGAUUUUGUCAACCUUCAGAAGUCUCAGAAAUGUCUCCUUGUUUGGCUUUCAGUAGAAAUCCGAACACCAGAAGAUCUGAAUGGAAUAUUCUGGAUUAAAAAAAGUGGGAAAUGGCCUCAAAUCACAAAGUCACAGCCUGAUAGAAACCAGUGUGACUUUACCUCCCAGUGAACCCAUCUCAUCCUCCAGCAUAUAGGGCAUAGGUCGGACUGGAGCCUGUAGUAGUUUACUCUCCACCUGAGUCCUGGUCUCUGACUCAGAACCCACUUAGGCCACAGAGAAAAACGCACACUGGGCCUCUCCACUGGGCCUCUGGAGAGGAGGCUCCUCGGUGUUACAAACGCUGGGGAGAACAUGAGGGACAUCCCGACCAUACACUGCGUCCUCCUUUCCCGGAUGUUGCAUUCUCUCUUGGGCUGAGCGGCGAGGUCUCUCCCGAGUCCUAGGGCCACAGCGCGAUGUCACCUCUCCUUUGAGGAAAGUGGUAAAGGAGAGAGAACAAAAUUGGAGGAGCCUAAAGCCUUCGGCGACAUGGUUUAAUUUAUUCAAGAGUCAUUAAUCUUAGAUGAGAAAAAUAACUGAAUGAAUAGAGAAAAUAAAGCGUGCAUUGGCCGGGAAUCGAACCCGGGCCUCCCGCGUGGCAGGCGAGAAUUCUACCACUGAACCACCAAUGCUACUACCGGUUAGAGGGGCUGCAGGAUCAUUUCCUAAAGCUUAGUUUCAUCCCUUAACGCGCUCUCUGGCCAUUCACGAAGGAAUCAGGCACCGUCUUAAAUCGCGGUUUGGAAAAUAUUUUGUUCAAGAUAAAACUGUUUUAAGAUAUACACAUAUAUAUCUUAUAUAUCUGUAUUCGCAUGGUAACAUAUUUUUGGGCUUCCUGAGCCGCUGGACUCGCAGCGGCCCUCCAAGGCAGCGGGCAGGCCCCUGUGCGCCUCGCGGAUCCGACCUCCCACAGCCCCGGGGAGGCCUUAGCCUCUAAAGUUGCUGCCUUUGCAGCCUCUGCCACAACGGCGCAACCUCAGAGCCAGCCGGGAGGAGCUAGAACCUUCCCCGCGUUUCUUCAGCAGCCCUGAGUCAGAGGCGGGCUGGCCUGGCGUAGCCGCCCCGCCCCCCCAUCUCAUGACCGGAUCCGCCAAAGCCUUCUCCCGCGGUCAGCGCCUCGCGGGCCGCCGAGCUGCCCGGCUGAGUCAGCCCGGGAGGCGCAAAAGGAUAAAAAUCCCGUGGAAGCGGAGCUGAGCAGAGCCAAGCCGGGCUGGCUGGAGAGAAACCGCAGGGAGGGCCUCACUGCUGAGCGCCCGUUGACGGCGGAGCGGCAGCAGCGUCCGUGGCCUCGCGCAUCAGACGAGAAGCUUCAGCCAUGCAGGCCCCACGGGAGCUCGCGGUGGGCAUCGACCUGGGCACCACCUACUCGUCCGUGGGCGUGUUUCAGCAGGGUCGCGUGGAGAUUCUGGCCAACGACCAGGGCAACCGCACCACGCCCAGCUACGUGGCCUUCACCGACACCCAGCGGCUGGUCGGGGACGCGGCCAAGAGCCAGGUGGCCCUGAACCCGGACAACACCGUGUUCGACGCCAAGCGGCUGAUCGGUCGCAAGUUCGCGGACACCACGGUGCAGUCGGACAUGAAGCACUGGCCCUUCCAGGUGGUGAGCGAGGGCGGCAAGCCCAAGGUGCGCGUGUCCUACCGCGGGGAGGAGAAGACGUUCUACCCCGAGGAGAUCUCGUCCAUGGUGCUGAGCAAGAUGAAGGAGACAGCCGAGGCCUAUCUGGGCCAGCCCGUGAAGCACGCGGUGAUCACCGUGCCCGCCUACUUCAAUGACACGCAGCGCCAGGCCACCAAGGACGCGGGGGCCAUCGCGGGGCUCAACGUGCUGCGGAUCAUCAAUGAGCCCACGGCGGCCUCCAUCGCCUAUGGGCUGGACCGGCGGGGCAAUGUGCUCAUUUUUGACCUGGGUGGGGGCACCUUCGACGUGUCGGUUCUCUCCAUUGACGCCGGUGUCUUUGAGGUGAAAGCCACUGCUGGAGAUACCCACCUGGGUGGAGAAGACUUCGACAACCGGCUGGUGAACUACUUCAUGGAAGAAUUCCGGCGGAAGCAUGGAAAGGACCUAAGUGGGAACAAGCGGGCCAUGCGCAGGCAGCGCACAGCCUGUGAGCCAGCCAAGCGCACCCUGUCCUCCGGCACCCAGGCCACCCUGGAGAUAGACUCCCUGUUCGAGGGCGUGGACUUCUACACGUCCAUCACUCGUGCGCGCUUUGAGGAACUGUGCUCAGACCUCUUCCGCAGUACCCUGGAACCGGUGGAGAAGGCCCUGCGGGAUGCCAACCUGGACAAGGCCCAGAUUCAUGACGUCGUCCUGGUGGGGGGCUCCACUCACAUCCCCAAGGUGCAGAAGUUGCUGCAGGACUUCUUCAGCGGCAAAGAGCUCGACAAGAGCAUCAACCCUGAUGAGGCUGUGGCUUAUGGGGCUGCUGUGCAGGCGGCCGUGUUGAUGGGGGACAAGUGUGAGAAAGUACAGGAUCUCCUGCUGCUGGAUGUGGCUCCCCUGUCUCUGGGACUGGAGACAGCAGGUGGGGUGAUGACCACGCCGAUCCAGAGGAACGCCACUAUCCCCACCAUGCAGACCCACACUUUCACCACCUACUCAGACAACCAGCCUGGGGUCUUCAUCCAGGUGUAUGAGGGUGAGAGGGCCAUGACCAAGGACAACAACCUGCUGGGGCGUUUUGAACUCAGUGGCAUCCCUCCUGCCCCACGUGGAGUCCCCCAGAUAGAGGUGACCUUUGACAUUGAUGCUAAUGGCAUCCUGAGCGUGACAGCUACUGACAGGAGCACAGGUAAGGAUAACAAGAUCACCAUCACCAAUGACAAGGGCCGGCUGAGCAAGGAGGAGGUGGAGAGGAUGGUUCAUGAAGCCGAUCAGUACAAGGCCGAGGAUGAGGCCCAGAGGGACAGAGUGUCUGCCAAAAACUCGCUGGAGGCCCGUGUCUUCCUUGUGAAAGGUUUUUUGCAAGAGGAAAGCCUUAGGGACAAGAUUCCCGAAGAGGACAGGCGCAAUGUGCAAGACAAGUGUCAGGAAGUCCUUGCCUGGCUGGAGCACAACCAGCUGGCAGAGAAGGAGGAGUAUGAGCAUCAGAAGAGGGAGCUGGAGCAAAUUUGUCGCCCAUCCAGGCUCUAUGGAGGGCCUGGUGUCCCUGGGGGGAGCAGUUGUGGCGCUCAAGCCCGUCAGGGGGACCCCAGCACCGGCCCCAUCAUUGAGGAGGUUGAUUGAAUGGUCCUUCGUGGUAAGUCAGCUGUGAAUGUCAGGGCUGUGGUAUGGGCCUUCUAGACUGUCUUCUAUGAUCCUACCCUUCAGAGAUGAAGGGCUGGGGGGUCUUCUCCCCAAAGCUAGAACUUUCUUCCCAGAAUGUUUCAUAACUGAAGUCUUUUGACUUUCUGUGGGGAGGGAAGUUCGUCCUCUUCUGCUUCAAAUAAAAAGUCAUUAAUUUAUUAA